Messenger RNA from Onychostoma macrolepis, 605 nucleotides. It is a transcript of the gene ndufs5, whose product is annotated as NADH:ubiquinone oxidoreductase subunit S5. Gene Ontology annotation, biological process: mitochondrial respiratory chain complex I assembly. The transcript is spliced from 3 exons. The record is from RefSeq and is a predicted model, not a curated record. The coding region runs from base 147 to 467 and encodes 106 amino acids. NCBI's taxonomy places the organism in Eukaryota, Metazoa, Chordata, Actinopteri, Cypriniformes, Cyprinidae.
UCCCUACCGUGAGUGCGCGACACCGACGUCAAAAUGUUUGCAGCAGUGACGCAAAACAAGCCUGCUUUACGGCAGCUGAGAGGUCGUGUGUGAACUGUGGGCCCGAGGAAGGUUAAAGUGACUCUGAAUCGAACGUUCCAAGAAUCAUGCCGUUCAUUGACCUCCAGUCAAAGCUGGGUAUUAAUCUGGACCAGUGGCUCUUGGCUCAGAGCGGGGAACAGCCACAGAAGCGGGUCACUCGCUGCCAUGCCUUUGAGAAGGAGUGGAUAGAGUGUGCCCACGGCAUCGGCCAGACCCGGGCCAAAAAGGAAUGCAAACUAGAGCUGGAAGACUUCUACGAGUGCAUGCAGCGCCGAAAGACUCAACAGCGCUUAUAUGAGGUCCGUAAGCAAAAGGAGAAGAUGAUUAAAGAGGGAACUUACACACCCCCUCCACACCACACAGGCAACAAGGAGGCCCGGCCCUGAAUCCAACCCUAUUCAAUCACUCUCAACACAGUCAAACUGUUGUACAGUUGCUUCCUCACUUAUGUAUUAUAAUAUUAUUGCUGUAUCAACAUUGUUUAAUGUUCGAGAAAUAAAUAUAAUGAUUCCGUGUAAUUGUUA